This is a messenger RNA of Anguilla anguilla (European eel), 2032 nucleotides long. It is a transcript of the gene vta1, whose product is annotated as vesicle (multivesicular body) trafficking 1. Lineage: Eukaryota; Metazoa; Chordata; Actinopteri; Anguilliformes; Anguillidae. Gene Ontology annotation, cellular component: multivesicular body. Bases 130 to 1035 code for a protein of 301 amino acids. The record is from RefSeq and is a predicted model, not a curated record. The transcript has 8 exons. Gene Ontology annotation, biological process: late endosome to vacuole transport via multivesicular body sorting pathway.
UGUGGGCGGAACGAUUCAGGAAGCGGAAGACUAAAAAGUGUGGUUUGUUUUGUCAGGUAGUUGUGUAUGCUUGAUUAAGAAUAGGUGUAUUGUUUUCAUUUUACUAUCUUAACACAAACUUUGUUAGAAAUGGCUCUACCACCGCAGUUAAAAUCCAUCCAGCACCAUCUACGAACGGCACAGGAACACGAGAAAAGGGACCCAGUUGUGGCUUAUUACUGUCGGCUCUACGCUAUGCAGACCGGCAUGAAGCUGGACAGUAAAUCACCGGAGUGCCGGAAGUUUCUGGUGAAGCUGAUGGAUCAGCUGGAAACGAUGAAAAAGGAGCUGAGCGACAACGAGUCCGUCACCCAGGAGGUCGUCGGCAACGCCCAUAUCGAAAACUACGCCUUAAAAAUGUUUCUGUACGCUGACAACGAGGAUCGAUCGGGACGGUUUCACAAGAAUAUGAUUAAGUCGUUCUACACCGCCAGCCUCCUGCUCGACGUCCUCUGCGUCUUCGGCGAGCUGUCGGAGGAGAACGUCCAGCACAGGAAGUAUGCGCGGUGGAAGGCGACCUACAUCCACAACUGCCUGAAGAACGGCGAAACCCCGCUGUCGGGGCCCAUCGCCAUGGAAGGGGAAGCAUAUGACGACGACUUUGGCUACGAGGCCGGGACGUCCUCCAUGCCCUACCAGCCUCCCGCCUCCUCCCAGGGGCCCGGUCCGGCGGGGGGCACGGGCACCAUGCCGCACGCCAACUUCAACAACAUCCAGAUCCCUCCCGGCGCCCACGCGCCCGCCAACACUCCCGCCGAGCUUCCUCCGCCCACAGACCCCGUCAAGCCAGUACCUGCCCCCCGGGGCAUGCCCACGGUCGACCCCUCGCUUCUGAAUGCCAGCCAAGAGGGUGACAUCCGGCUCACCGCCGAAGACUUCACCCGGGCCCAGAAGUACUGCAAGUACGCGGGCAGCGCUCUGCAGUACGAGGACGUCGGCACGGCCGUCCAGAAUCUGCAGAAGGCCCUCAAGUUACUCACCACCGGCAAAGAAUGAGGCCUUUGUGUGCCCCGGGCCGCCACUGUAUCGCCCAUCUGGCCGACAGAACUAAGCGUCCAUCGCUCCCCGCCUCGGCUGCCCCAGAAGAAAAGCAAUUCUGUCCAAGCCCACAAAAUCACUGUAAACAACAAUAGCAUCUGUGUCUCUGCUGUGUGUGUGUCGGCUGCCCUCGGUAGCCGCCGCUCGCUAGCCCAUUUACCGUUGAGGAGAACCGCGGAAACAAAGCUUUAAGGCUCAUCGGAAUGCAUCUUCCGCCCCACAUUGUAAUCUAUAUGCAGGUAGCAAAGCCCCAGAUUCAUUCUGUCCAACACACUACAUUGGCCCGAAAUGUAUAUAAUACUUUCAAGCAAAUAUUAGUAUUUCUAUUAUUAACAUUGACCACACAACUCAAGACAAAGUGCUAUGGUAAUCCUUUAAAAAAUAAAAACAACAAAAAAAACUGAGUUUGCCUAAAUUUGUAAAUUAAAAGUGUGGGAAAAGUCCCGCAAUGGUUAUAUUGAAUCUGGGCUCAAGUUAAGUCACAGGUUCACGCUUUUAUGGAAAGAAUCCUCAGCUUGCUUAUAUGUUUUUGAAACAUGCAGGGGCUUCAGCAUAAGUAGGCAUUUUAGGCUUUCUCCUAUUCUGACCCUAUCAUAUCCCAUACUGGUUUAAAUAAAAAAAUCACCUGCAUUUGGAAAAAAUUAUUUUAUCUAUUUACUCCUUGUGUUUUCCUACUCUGUGGUGAAAGGACUAUGCCAACUCAUUACUUAACACAUUGGGCAAUUAAAAUAUUUAAAUGAACACUAAUUGGUUGAGUGAAAUGUUUUUGUGCAUCUUUCAAUCUCACCUUUUUUAAUAUUUUGAUUUGCCGUUUAGUAGCUUUGAAGGGGCCGGGUUAAAAAAAGAGAGUACUGUUCUUCCUUAAUGAAUAAUCAGUUUUCUGUUCAUGAAAAUAAUCGUUAAUUAAAUAUGAGUUGCUGCAAGAGGAGUUGUGAAUAAACAUGAAAUGCUGAAA